Molecule: messenger RNA, 755 nt
Organism: Zeugodacus cucurbitae (melon fly)
Lineage: Eukaryota; Metazoa; Arthropoda; Insecta; Diptera; Tephritidae
Exons: 2
Coding region: 281-589 (102 amino acids)
Biological process (GO): regulation of transcription by RNA polymerase II
Cellular component (GO): transcription regulator complex; nucleus
Source: RefSeq, a predicted model, not a curated record
UUUUUAAUUCUAGUUCGAUGUAAUUUCAUUUUUUCCUCUUUCUUCAUAUGUCUUCUUCGUGUUGUUCGUUAAACUGAGUACUUACAAAUUCUCGAUGUUCGUUAUUUACGGUACUCAAUGUAAAAAAUUUGCUUGUUCGUUAUAAGCGGUUUUCGUUAAAACGAAUAUUUCGGAAAACUACUAAAUACAAAUUGCUAUAAAAUUUGUAAACAAAUGAAAAACAUCAAUUUGCGUAUUUAUAGCCGAAAGUUAAAAAACAAAAGAAUUAUAAAAAAAUAACAUGGAUGUAAAUCAUCGUCUUAUAGAGGCUGUGCGUCAGUGUCCUUUGCUUUACAAAAAUAAUGCGUCCUUAUCGGAUCGUAGUUGUGGUUGGCAGCAAAUCGCUCAACAAAUGAAAAUGCAAGAGGCCCUUUUGAAGACGCGUUGGCAUUGUUUACGUGAACAUUACAAGCGUAAUGCCAUAGCAGACAAUCAGAUAGACACUAAUCAGUUUCCGUACAAAAAAGAAAUGAAAUUUUUAUUGCCACCCAGGGAAGACGAACAAGGUGAAGCAGAAUUUAUGCCAGACGGCAGAGAAUGUAUAAUAUAGAGAAGGUUCACGGCGGGCUAAUGACCACACUGGUUUGCUUUUCGAAGGGGUACUCGUUUCUAUAAGCGAGUUUCACCACAGAAUUCUAUAAGGGAGUUUCACCAUUGUUUAACAUCAGAGGCCUAGAAAAUAGCAGAAUUGAGCGUUUGCAGUGUUAAAUGAGAAA